Brienomyrus brachyistius is the source of this 1624-nucleotide messenger RNA. RefSeq names its product glutathione-specific gamma-glutamylcyclotransferase 1-like. The coding region runs from base 306 to 905 and encodes 199 amino acids. The record is from RefSeq and is a predicted model, not a curated record. Gene Ontology annotation, cellular component: cytoplasm. NCBI's taxonomy places the organism in Eukaryota, Metazoa, Chordata, Actinopteri, Osteoglossiformes, Mormyridae. Gene Ontology annotation, molecular function: glutathione specific gamma-glutamylcyclotransferase activity; gamma-glutamylcyclotransferase activity. Gene Ontology annotation, biological process: glutathione catabolic process. The transcript is spliced from 3 exons.
CCCGGCACUUGCAGUAUAAAAGCUUAGUACCGCUGCAGGACGGCGGUAGAUUUUCCCUUAUACUUAGUUAAUUGAACCGGAUCUGUCAUUUUACACAUUUUUAUUGGACUUUUGCUUAAUGAUAAAGGGAUUGGCUAUUUACAGUGGAUUUUAAAACCUCAAGAUAGAAGAUGCUGCAGUAUUAAAACCAUGGGGAGCAGAAACAUAAGGCAAUCAAAUUGCAGACCAAGUUAAAGACUGUCAGGCGUCUGUUAACUUGUACAACUAGAGGCUAUCUGAAGUGAAAUUGCUGAAAUACGUGAGGAAUGAAACAUCAGGACAUGAUCAAUGAACAAAGGAGUCUCUGGGUUUUUGGCUACGGUUCUCUCGUCUGGAGACCGGACUUCAAGUUCAAACGGAGCAAAGUCGGCUACAUACAGGGCUAUAAGAGACGCUUCUGGCACGGCGAUACUUUUCACAGAGGGGACAUUGAUAUGCCCGGAAGAGUUGUGACUCUUGUGGAAGAUGAUGACGCAUGCACUUGGGGUGUGGCUUACGAGGUGACAGGCUCCCAGAUCGAAGACUCCCUCAAAUACCUGAAUGUGAGGGAGUCCGAAUGUGGCGGCUACAUCACCAAGUGGGUGGAGUUCAUCUCGCGUGAGGACAGCCACACACCUACCCUCGCCCUGACCUACAUUGCCACAGCCAGCAACCCCAUAUACCAAGGACCUGCCAGUCCAGAAGAGAUUGCCGCCCAGAUUGCUGUCUGCAAGGGCAAGACGGGCCACAACAUUGAGUACUUGCUCCGCCUGGCCCAGUUCAUGAGGCGGUACUGCCCAGAGGUAGAGGAUGACCACCUGUUCUCCAUCGAGGCUGCUACCCUGGCCCUAGAGCCCUACCUGUUGGUGUCCAAGCAGAUGAUGUAACCCUCGUGUCUGCCUUGUUCAAGUUGGGGGCCAAUCCAAAACACUAUGGUCCAGCAAUGGCAGUUUUUACUGCCACCAUGUAGUAGCACUGCACUUUGAACACUUUUGUGUUGACAUUAUUUUCAGACUUUAUAUAAUAGAUAAAUGACACUUUUUAAAAGAGCUGCUUAUUUAUAUCGAUGAUUUUUUUUUCUAGUUUUAGUGGAGAUAUUCAGACUGCAGGUACUACAGGCAGAACUUGCCUGUUCCUCCUAAUACUGGAAGUAUCAGCCUUCAGAUUAUAAAGAACUUGUUCUCAUCCAUCGCAAUGCUGUUUACUAUGAUGUUGGGUUUCGUGCAAUAUUUCUGUGUUUUUCUUGUUUUCCCACUGAUGGGUUUUAAUGAGUAAUUAUGGUAUUAUGUUAUUUGGUGCUGCCAAUUUCAAAGUGCAAUAUUGUCCUAAAGGACACAAUUAUUUCAAUUGUUUUUAUGUUGUGAAUUACAAUGUCUGUUGUUUCUAUUGUUGGUUGAUGCAAGCAAACAGCACAAACAUUUUGCACUUAUAACCUUAUACAUAAAUGUUUGGAUAAUUGUUUUAUUGUAUUAAUAUUAUACUAUUAUUUAUUAUUUCCUCCUUUUCUUACUAUGGUCAUGUAGCCAACAGCUGUUCUUCUGUCUCACUACCUUUGUUGUAAAAGGAAAAAAAAACAUUUAUUCAGACAGUAAAGUUAUUAAUUUCA